Pedinophyceae sp. YPF-701 is the source of this 1602-nucleotide messenger RNA. The record is from the annotation of a GenBank genome assembly. Lineage: Eukaryota; Viridiplantae; Chlorophyta; Pedinophyceae.
AUGGCCGGCAUGGCCACGGAGCUCGGACGCGUGCCGCGGCCCGUCGGACAGGUCCGGUGCUGCGGCGUCGGGGUCCGCCCGGACGGCGCCGCCAGCCUGCACCGCGCCGUCCAGGUGUCGCGCGACCGCAGCAGCGACGUCGUGGCGGCCCUCGCAGAGGCCACGCCGGGCGGCCGCGACACCGCGGCCGGCGUGGUCUGGAUGGCGCCCGAGGCGGCCGACCACGUCGGCUUCCCGAUCUUCGCCCGCGUGUCCCUCCCGGACCUGACGUCGCUCGACCUGACGCGCGCCGGGAGUCUCGACCUGUCGGCGUGCGGGGCGCGGCUGCCCGCGCUCAACACGGUGCUCAUGCGCGAGGACGUCCAGAACGUGCGGCUCCCCGCAGAGCUCCCCGCGCUCAGCCAGGUGUCGUUCGGCAGGCGCGCGCCCAGCACGCUGUCGGCGCCGUUUGGGGGCAUGUAUGCGGAUCGCAAGCCGCUGGCCGAGGGGUUCCUGCCGCCGAGCUCCGCGCGGAACGUGCGGCGCCUGGAGCUCACGAACCGCCGGUUCGAGGCCGUGCCGGCCGGGUGCGCGGAGCUGACGCACCUGGUGAUUGCGCGGGCCGCGGGGCUGCGGCCGGGGGCCGCGUGGCUGCCGCCGUGCUCGUCGGGGAAGCUCACGCACAUCCUCGCGUCGGACACGAACCUCGAGCGCAUCCCGGAGGGCCUCACGCAGCUCAAGUACCUCAAGGUCGACUGGUGCCGAAACCUGAAGCCGGACUUCCUCCCGGAGUCCUCCGCGGGGAAGAUCGUCAUGCUCUCCGCCGCGCACACCCCGUUCGUCAAGCUGCCCCCCAACAUGCACGCUCUCACGGAGCUGUGCAUCAUCGAGACGCGCGCCGAGGUCCGCGCGACGCACUGGCUCCCGGCGACGUCCGCGACGCAGCUGCGCAUCCUCCGCGCCGACGCCUGCGGCCUCGAGCGCCUCCCCGAGGGCUGCGCCGCGCUCGAGGAGCUCUCGGUGUCGUGCAACCCCGUGCGCCAGAACUGGCUCCCGGCGAGCAGCGCGGGGAAGCUGCGCAUCCUGCGCGCGCGCGGGUGCCCGCAGCACCCGCUCCCGGCCGCGCCGCACCUCGUAACGCACGAGGAGGGGCCUAUCGGGCCGUUCCCGGGGGUGUUUUCCGGGGAGGGCCCCAUCCCGGCGGGGGGUGCUGGCGGCGCGAACCCGUUCGGCCUCCCCGCGGGGCUCGCGAACUUCAUCGCGAUGGCGAUCUUCGGCGAGCUGUUCGGAGGCCCGGGCGACGACGGCGACGGCGACGGCGCUGACGCUGACGCUGACGGCGACGGCGACGGCGACGGCCCUGGCGGGAACGGUCCCACGGCGGUGGAGGGUCCCCCGGGCACGCUGACGAUCGAGGUGCCUGGGAUGCCGUUUCUGGUGUCGAUCGGGGCGGCGCCGCCGGGGCUGGUCGGGAUGCCCCCGCCCGCGUUCAUGACGAUUGGAUACGGGUCGGAUUCGGAGUCGGAGUCGGAGUCGUCGCUGAUUGAGGAGCAUCAGUUUGACGUGAAUCAUCCUUUUGCGCACGAGGAGGAGUACUACUCUUCGGAGGAGGAGUACUACUAA